UCAAUAGUAUACUUAGGACCAUAUACUCAUAACGUUUUACGACAGUCGUAGUUAGCGAUAGUGUAGAAAAUGUUUGUGCAAAUUUUACUCUCGAUUUUCGCAUUCGUAAUCGGUUUGCAUCUAUACUUUCGAUAUAACUACAGUGGUAGAUUACUGAACAAAAUUAGAGGACCGAGGCAAACGUUUUUGUUUGGGAACUUUUUUGAUAUUUUUAUUAGUCCAGAAAUCUUGUUCAACAAACAGAUAGAAUGGCGACAAAAGUAUGGCCCAAUUUGGAAACUGUGUGCGUUUAACUACAGAACUGUGUAUGUUUAUAAGCCUGAGGACAUUGAGGUAGUUUUGUCAUCGACUCAGUAUAUAGCAAAAAAUUUGCCGUACGAUUUCUUAGUCCCAUGGCUACAAAGAGGACUUCUAACUAGUCAAGGUGAAAAAUGGCAUCAUCGCCGCAAAAUGUUGACUCCAGCAUUUCACUUCCAGAUUUUGAAAAAGUUCUUUCCUACUUUCUGUGAACAUUCUCAAGAAUUGGUAAACAAUUUGGAAAAAGAGCUGUACAAGGAUAAAACGGAUUUGUUUCCUAUUAUAAGCAAGGCUACACUUGGAUUGAUAUGUGAAACUUCAAUGGGUACAUCUACAGGGGAAGAUAAUAAUAUAGAAUCUUUUAAAAACAAAUAUUUUAAACCUCUACACACAGUGGCUUGGACGAUGAUGUAUCGGAUCACAAGAAUCUGGCUGUACACAGACACACUAUUCCAAUUUACUAACGUUGCCAGAAUACAAAAGGCUGCGUUGAAAAGUUUGAACAAAUUCACGACACAAAUUAUACAAGACAGAAGAGAAUAUAGAAAGAAUAAUAAUAUCACUGGUUACUAUGUUCAUGAUGAGGAUGAUAGUUAUGGGAAGAAAGGUAAACUAGCCAUGCUGGAUCUUCUACUUGAUGAGGAAGCGAAAGGAAGAAUUGAUGAAGCAGGAAUCACCGAGGAAGUCGACACGUUUAUGUUUGAAGGUCACGACACUACUGCAACAGCGCUCUGUUUUAUGAUCAUGAGACUUGCGAACGAACCUCACGCACAGGAUUCUAUAGCUGAAGAAUUGAAGAGUAUAUUUGGCGACAGUCAACGGCCUCCUACCCUUGAAGACUUGAGUCAAAUGAAGUACCUGGAGUGUUGUAUAAAGGAGUCGCUUCGUCUGUACCCCAGCGUACAUUUCAUGUCCAGAUAUUUUGCUGAGGAUGUGAAGAUAGGUGACGUCAUAGUGCCACACAAAACGAUGUGUCAUUUCAACGUGUUCGACAUACAUCGCAAUCCCGAUAUAUUCCCGGACCCGGAGAAGUUCAUACCGGAACGAUUCCUGCCUGAAAACUGCGUCUCGCGUCAUCCAUACGCCUACAUACCGUUUAGUGCUGGGCCGAGGAACUGCAUAGGUCAAAAGUUUGCUCAGAUAGAACUCAAAGUUAUCAUGUCAAGUAUACUCCGAAGGUAUAUAUUGGAACCAGUCACCAGGACAGAGGACCUGGUGUUCACUAUUGACAUCAUUUUGAGGACCAGUCAUCCAAUCUAUGUCCGUUUUCGGGAAAGGCAUCCUCGUGAACUGACGGCAUCACACGUGCUGAUCGCCGACAAAAUGAUCUUGUACAUACUAUGGCUUGUUUGUGGAAUACUUGCGGUGAUUCCCUUAUACUUCCGAUGGUGUCGCGCCGGUCGCCUAAUGGCCAAAAUUCCUGGCCCGCCUGAACUGCCCGUGUUUGGAAACUUAGUGACUAUCUACAGAAGUAAGGAGGACUUAUUCACCGAUACGAGAUUAUAUAACAAACUUUAUGGGCGCAUUUGGAAAAUGCAAGCCUUCAAUUUGCGAAGUGUGGCUAUAUCUAACCCGAAAGAUAUUGAGAUGAUACUCUCUUCGACCACGUACAAUGAAAAGAACCUGCCUUACAACUUUUUGUAUACUUGGCUCCGUGAAGGACUGCUGGUGAGCAAAGGUGCAAAAUGGCACCAACGUCGCAAAAUGUUAACACCAGCCUUUCACUUCAAAAUACUCAAUGAGCACUUCCACAGCUUCUGGCAACGAACCCAGGACCUACUGCUGGCAAUAGAAAAUGAACAUAAUAAGGAACAAAUUGACUUGAAACCUUUGUUUACUAAAGCAACUCUUCUUGUUAUGUGUGAGACAUCAUUCGGUACAAAAGUAGAAGACACGCCUGCUUUUGACAAGUAUCUGAAGUCCAUUCACGAUAUGGGGGAAUGUGUUCUUCAAAGACUGACCCAACCUUGGCUGGCAGACGAGGUGGUAUACAGCUUGUCAGCAAACGCAAGAAGAGAAAAGUUUAUAGUAAAGAAAUUACAUAAUUUUACAAAACAAAUUGUUGAGAAACGGAGAGAGAAAAGGAUGCUGAAUAGUAAGAAUGUGGUUGAAGGAAAUGUGUACGAGAAGAAAAUUAAACCAGCUUUGCUAGAUCUCUUGCUGGAUGAAGAGGAACAAGGGAAUAUAGACAACGAUGGAGUCUUGGAAGAAGUUGACACAUUUCUGUUCGAGGGGCACGACACCACAGCAUCAGCGUUGACGUUCAUGGUCAUGAGGAUUGCUAACGAACCAGUAGCUCAGGACCGUAUAUACGAAGAGUUAAAAGACAUUUACGGUGACUCCCAGAGACAGUUGACUGUCGAAGACUUGAACAGGAUGAGGUACCUGGAGUGUUGCAUCAAAGAGUCGCUCCGGCUGUACCCCAGCGUACCAUUCCUUUCUAGAUAUAUUAAACACGAAGUUGAUAUAGCUGGCUACACAAUCCCAUCGAAGACAUUUUGCAACAUCCAUGUGUUCGAUGUUCACCGUGACCCUGAAGUAUACCCUGACCCAGAGCGGUUCAUCCCUGAGCGGUUCCUACCAGAGAAUGUGGUCACUCGCAGCCCUUACAGCUACAUACCGUUCAGUGCAGGACCUAGGAAUUGUAUAGGCCAAAAGUUCGCCAUGAUGGAACUGAAGACAGUGAUGUCGGAGUUGCUGUGGAAGUAUCAGCUGGAGCCAAUCACAAAGCCUGAAGAUAUAGUCUUCGCCACAGAUCUAGUGCUUCGGUCCAAUCAUCCCAUUUAUGUACGGUUUAGACCUAGGGUGCAUUUGUAAUCUAUACCUAAUAUAUACAACUGAAUUUGUUUGAACG
Messenger RNA from Spodoptera frugiperda (fall armyworm), 3151 nucleotides. RefSeq lists its product as uncharacterized. The transcript is spliced from 18 exons. The record is from RefSeq and is a predicted model, not a curated record. NCBI's taxonomy places the organism in Eukaryota, Metazoa, Arthropoda, Insecta, Lepidoptera, Noctuidae. Bases 70 to 3114 code for a protein of 1014 amino acids. Gene Ontology annotation, molecular function: monooxygenase activity; iron ion binding; heme binding.